This is a messenger RNA of Hippopotamus amphibius kiboko, 2594 nucleotides long. RefSeq names its product transmembrane protein 161B (gene TMEM161B). The transcript has 12 exons. The record is from RefSeq and is a predicted model, not a curated record. The coding region runs from base 123 to 1586 and encodes 487 amino acids. NCBI's taxonomy places the organism in Eukaryota, Metazoa, Chordata, Mammalia, Artiodactyla, Hippopotamidae.
CAGAGCCGGAAGACCUUCUCCCUCGCGGUGCCGAGUGGAUCCUGGCUGUGGAGUGGGGAGGGGAGGUCUGGGACGGCCCCGGCGACUUCUAGGCGUCUCGUCCGCCACCUGUCCUUGGCGCCAUGGGUGUGAUAGGUAUACAGCUGGUUGUUACCAUGGUGAUGGCCAGUGUCAUGCAGAAGAUUAUACCUCACUAUUCUCUUGCUCGAUGGCUACUCUGUAAUGGCAGUUUGAGAUGGUAUCAACAUCCUACAGAAGAAGAAUUAAGAAUUCUUGCAGGAAAGCAGCAAAAAGGGAAAAGCAGAAAAGAUAGGAAAUAUAAUGGUCACAUUGAAAGUAAGCCACUAACCAUUCCAAAGGAUAUUGAUCUCCAUCUAGAAACAAAGUCAGUUACAGAAGUGGAUACUUUAGCAUUGCAUUACUUUCCAGAAUACCAAUGGCUGGUGGAUUUCACAGUGGCUGCUACAGUUGUGUAUCUAGUAACUGAAGUCUACUAUAGUUUUAUGAAGCCCACACAGGAAAUGAAUAUCAGCUUAGUCUGGUGCCUGCUUGUUUUGUCUUUUGCAAUCAAAGUUCUAUUUUCAUUAACUACACACUAUUUUAAAGUAGAAGAUGGUGGUGAAAGAUCAGUCUGUGUUACAUUUGGAUUUUUUUUCUUUGUGAAAGCAAUGGCAGUCUUGAUUGUAACAGAAAACUAUCUGGAAUUUGGACUCGAAACAGGUUUUACAAAUUUUUCAGACAGUGCGAUGCAGUUUCUUGAAAAGCAAGGUUUAGAAUCUCAGGGUCCUGUUUCAAAACUUACUUUCAAAUUUUUCCUGGCUAUUUUCUGUUCACUCAUUGGGGCUUUUUUGACAUUUCCUGGAUUACGGCUGGCUCAAAUGCAUCUGGAUGCCCUGAAUUUGGCAACAGAAAAAAUUACACAAACAUUACUUCAUAUCAACUUCUUGGCACCUUUAUUUAUGGUUCUGCUCUGGGUAAAACCAAUCACCAAAGACUACAUUAUGAGCCCACCAUUGGGUAAAGAAAGUGUCCCUUUAAUGACAGAAGCUACAUUUGAUACUCUGCGACUCUGGUUAAUAAUCCUGCUGUGUGCUUUGCGGUUGGCCAUGAUGCGUAGUCACCUGCAAGCUUACUUAAACUUAGCCCAGAAAUGUGUGGAUCAGAUGAAGAAAGAAGCAGGGCGAAUAAGCACAGUUGAGCUUCAGAAAAUGGUCGCUCGAGUCUUUUAUUACCUUUGUGUCAUUGCACUGCAGUAUGUGGCUCCUCUGGUCAUGCUGCUUCACACAACCCUGCUUUUGAAAACUCUAGGUAAUCAUUCCUGGGGGAUUUAUCCAGAAUCUAUCUCUACCUUGCCAGUGGAUAAUAGUUUACCGUCCAAUUCUGUUUACUCUGGAUUACCAUCUGCUGAUGGGAAGAUGAAGGUAACUGUUACACAAAUAACAGUGGCACUGAGCAGCUUAAAAAACGUUUUCACUCCUCUGCUUUUUCGAGGACUUCUGUCUUUUCUGACCUGGUGGAUUGCUGCUUGUCUCUUUUCUACAAGCCUUUUUGGGCUUUUCUAUCACCAGUAUCUCACUGUGGCGUGAAUCUCAGUUAACAAAAAAGGAUAUCGAAGUUACACUUUGAAUUCAGAUAUUCGUACCCUUGAAGGGCUGAUGAAAACCAGAAGAGAAAGCAAAUACAAAGGAAAAAAACCAUAUCAGAAUAUCUUCUUUUAAAUACUUCCUCUGUAUUCUCAGGGUGGAUUAAUGGUAUUAAUAUUUAAAAUUAUAGAAUAGAUUGUUAACUGCUAUACUGUGGCAUUGGAAUUUUAACUCCUUGUAUUGAUGGAUGUGAGAGGGCUCCUACAAGUGUAAUACUUUUGAUGGCCUUGGUUUACAGAAACUGCCAUCAGUCUUUGAAACUUCUCGUAUGACUCCAGUUAUUGAUUGGUUGCUCUUAAUGGUAUUAAGGUACUGUUAAUAUUCGUAGUGGCUGCCUAUAGAAUGAUCUUCAAACUGAGCCAUGCUUUAGGGGAGGGAAAGGAGCUGAAGUCACUUCUGUUGGUAUAUACCAGUCACUCUUCAAACAGCAACAAUGGCAAAAUCCAACAGAAAGAAAAAAAUAGCUGCUGUAUAUUACAGUAAGGAAAGCUGCAUAGUAAUUUUAAAUUUAAUGAAGAUGUACAUGCUUAAUAUCUACAAAUAUUGCUGCUUGAGAGUAGCAAGAAUAUGGUUUUAAAAUGCAUUCUGUCUAACUUGAGGGAUCUUUUAAAAUGGUUGGCUACAUGAACGUUUGCAGUUUUGUCAUUAGGUUUGGACCUCCCAUAUUUUAUUUUAUAGUUCUUUUGAAUAGUGCAAAGAUAUUUAUCAACAUUGAUCAGACUUUUAAAAAAUUACUUUGUAAUCCUACUGACUACCUGUAUGUAUUGUAAUAUAUAUUAUAUAUUAUAUAUUAAAUAUAUAAUAUAUUGAGAUUAUAAAAGAUGAAAAUAUUGGAUUCUUAUAAUAUUUUAAGUUGCUGAAUGUAUGUUAAAAUGUGAUUGAAUGAGAUGUGUUUGUAUCUAGAAAUUUUCUUUCUUUCUGGAAUAAGAUUAAAAUACAUUUGAAAAUUCA